Molecule: messenger RNA, 1039 nt
Organism: Sesamum indicum (sesame)
Lineage: Eukaryota; Viridiplantae; Streptophyta; Magnoliopsida; Lamiales; Pedaliaceae
Product: NDR1/HIN1-like protein 26
Biological process (GO): defense response to other organism
Cellular component (GO): plasma membrane; plasmodesma
Source: RefSeq, a predicted model, not a curated record
GUAAUCAGGACGAAGCAAUCUUAAACCAGCAGGGCAGGGCACGGCAGAAUCUUCUCGAGAAAACCACCACUAAACUUCCUUCCUUCAACUUGCAAACAUUCCCUCAGACAUUUUCUUUUCCAUCCUGCUAACCUAUUAUAUAUCAAUAAUCAAUGGCUUCCCUCUCAACUCAGCAAUUCUUUCCCAUCAGCCCGCCGGAGAGAGUACCAUAAAUGAGGUCCGAGAAUCGUAUUCCUGUUCAAUCCACCCCUGGAAACAGCAGGCCCGUGAAGCGGCACCACUCCGCCACUUACUACGCUCACCGCGUCAAAGAAAGUCUCACCACCAGACUCUCCAAGCUCAUCUGCGCCAUAUUUUUAACCCUUCUUUUCCUUGUGGGCAUCACCACUUUCGUUCUCUGGCUCAGUUUACGUCCCCACAGGCCCAGAUUCCAGUUCCAGGAAUUCUCUAUCCACCCUGCAUUCUCCCAAAGAAAUGGAUUCCUGAACCCCAAGAUAAUCUACAAUGCCACCGCGCAUAAUGCUAACCAAAACAUUGGUAUUUACUAUGAUUCCAUGCAUUUCGAUGUGUUUUAUGAGGACCACAGUAUAGGCGGUUCCCCGUUGUUGUUUCCGUUUUAUCAGAAACCCAAAAAUACUACCAUCAUCGCCGGACAACUGGGCGCCACCGCCCUGACGGUGAACAGGAGACAGUGGCAGAAGUUCACGGCGGACCUGGCGCGGGGCCAGGUGGUUUUCCGUCUUCAGAUUACGUCAAUCAUUCGGUUUAAGAUAUCGAGUUGGGAUAGCAAGCGCCAUAAGUUGCGAGCGAAUUGUCCGGUCGGAGUCGGACCGGACGGUUCGAUAUUACCAAUCUACAAAGACAAGCGAUGCCCGACUUACUUCACCUAUAGUUCAGUGUGAUCCAGAUGUCUCUAAUGCUUUUAAGUUCGUUUUGGGUAUGUUUUUUCAUUUUUUUACCACUCCGGAUUUCGUCGUGCAAUUUUGAUUUCAACCUUCGGCAUAUUAUUUUGUUAAUAAAAUGUGUACAAAAUUAUUUA